AUGCCUACUUUCACAACCGACACCUCUCAAACUAGCACUGUCAGUAACAUCAUCAAUAUAUUUGCUAUGUCUCUUCCGUCUCGCUUCUUUUCUGUCAUUUCGCUAUCUAUCUGUUUGUUCAUAUCUAUCUAUCUAUCUAUCUAUCUAUCUCAAAAAGAAAUAAAAAAUGUCUGCAUAUUUCUAUCUAUCCUUUCCUUUCCUUCUCCCUCUUUUUUGAUACUCCAUCAGUUUCUCUCUCUUGCUCUUUUCCUUUCUCUCGCUCAUCUAUCUUUUAUCUAUCUUUUCCUUUCCUUCUCUCUCUGUUUUUGCACUCCUUUCAGUCUCUGUCUCUCUUUCCAAAUCUCUCUCUUUCACUAUCUAUCUAUCUAUCUAUCACAGUCUAGUUAUUAUCUACCUAUGUAUCUAUCUAUCUCAGUCUACUUAUCUAUAUAUCUCAGUCUACUUAUGUAUCUAUCUAUCUAUCUAUCUAUCUAUCUAUCUAUCUAUCUAUCUAUCUGA
Molecule: messenger RNA, 498 nt
Organism: Acanthosepion pharaonis
Lineage: Eukaryota; Metazoa; Mollusca; Cephalopoda; Sepiida; Sepiidae
Source: the annotation of a GenBank genome assembly